Triticum urartu is the source of this 506-nucleotide messenger RNA. RefSeq lists its product as uncharacterized. Lineage: Eukaryota; Viridiplantae; Streptophyta; Magnoliopsida; Poales; Poaceae. The record is from RefSeq and is a predicted model, not a curated record.
CACAGGCAGAAGAAGCUAGCUAGCGAUACGCCGGCUGUAAGGAUGGAGGGGGACAGAAGGAAGGAGGGCGAGACGCCGCCGCCGGCGGUGAGAGGCGCGGCGUCGUUGGGCGUGUCCGUGCAGGAGUGGGUGCAGCACAUGAAGGCCAGCGUGGUGGGCGUGUGGCGGAAGGCGACGGCGAGGAGCGAGCAGGAGGCGGCGGAGGCGGACCUGCGCGCGGCCAAGGAGCAGGUGGAGGCCACCGACGAGGCCGAGGCCAAGAAGAAGCACCUCGCCGGCUGAUGGAGGUCGCCACGGCGCAGACUGCAGAGUGCAGAGUAACCCACUUUGUAGUAGAGUGGAAGUGUAGUUUGUUUACCUCUGAUAGACUAGUUUUACAUGUGUGUAUCUGAAACUGCAGCAUGUAUGUACUGAUGAUCUAGACCAAUCUCGACAGGCGUUCUACUGUAUGUUAUGCACCUUCAAAAAUUCUGCUGUCUAGCCGAGUACAUUCUGACGAAACACAA